Messenger RNA from Paecilomyces variotii, 1293 nucleotides. Its product is annotated as putative MFS transporter. NCBI's taxonomy places the organism in Eukaryota, Fungi, Ascomycota, Eurotiomycetes, Eurotiales, Thermoascaceae. Gene Ontology annotation, biological process: transmembrane transport. Gene Ontology annotation, molecular function: transmembrane transporter activity. The transcript has 4 exons. The record is from RefSeq and is a predicted model, not a curated record. Bases 1 to 1293 code for a protein of 430 amino acids.
AUGGACGCACGCAACUGGCGGUUGGGCAUACGGAUAAUAUCGAGCCUGAUUGUAUCAUCCAUUGCUGGUCUUGUGGGAUUCUCAAGAGCUAUAGACUGCGAAGCAUCAACGCAGAUCACUGCGGAGUUCGGUGUGAGCAAGCUGGCGGAAUCAUUAGCUAUAUCCACAUACCUCUUUGGCUACGCAGCUGGUUCAUUGGUAACUGGUCCAUUUUCUGAAACUGUUGGCCGCAGCCCCGUCUAUGUGAUUUCAAUGAUAUUAUUUACGCUUUCAUCCAUGGCGACGGCUCUUUCUCCCAACUUGGGAGCACAACUCACCUUCCGAUUCUUCGCCGGUUUCUUCGGCUCGACUCCCCUGGUCUGCGCCGGUGGCAGUCUGACGGAUCUUUGGAGUCCAAAGGAAAAUAUAUACUUUUUUCCAGUCUUCUCCAUUCUCUCAUUCGUUGGCAACGGCGUAGGGCCACCUAUCGGCGGUUACCUUGCUCAAUACGGCCCCAGUUGGAGAUGGGUUGACUGGGUGACUACCAUUCUCGCAGGAGUGCUUCUCCUGGCUGUCAUAUUCCUCCUACCGGAAACCUUCAAGCUGAUGCUCUGGAAAUGGAAGACUCAGCAUGUGCGCAAAGUAACCGGGAAUGAAAGAUAUAAAGCUCCAUCGGAGAUCGAAAAGGGAACCUCCCUUCCUAGACAGCUUUUCGAAUCGCUAUAUCGUCCUUUCUUCUUGGCUAUCUAUGAACCCAUCGUCAUACUCAUCGCACUGUACUUGGCUAUUACCUACGUCAUCCUCUUCACGUCACUGAAUGGCUACACCUUCAUGUUCAGUGAUACGGUUCAAGAACGCGCAAAGAUCUCUCAGGGCCCAAACCGCGAGGAAGGAUAUGAACAUGCAGAGAAUCAGCAAGUAGAAAAUAUACUAUGUUCGGUGCGCCGUUUAUACCGAUUUCGCUUUCUCUGGAUGAUGACAUAUACAACUCGAUCGGAUAUUUCGCCGUGGUCUGCGAUUAUUGGCUCCGUUCCUUUUGGGUUUGGGUUUGUCCUUGUUUUCGUUACUUGUUAUGAAUACCUGAUGGAUAGCUAUGCGAUCUAUGCUGCUUCGGCGCUGGAUAGUGCGAGUUGCAUUCGAUAUUUGAUAGCGGACGUGAUGAUGCCUGUUUCGUUGCCGUUGUACUCGAAUCUGGGUGUAGAGUGGACGCUGACAAUGCUGGGAGGGUUGAGUGCAUUGAUGGUGCCGGUGCCAUAUGUGCUCUAUAGAUGGGGACAUGUGAUUAGGCGGAAAAGUAAGCAUGCUGCUUCUUGA